GUCACGAUCGCAUUCAAAACAUUGAUACUCGAUUAUUUUGCGACUAAUUUUUCUCAGUACCUUCAGUAAAGUAAGCUAUUACACAUUAACUGCGUUUCGUCUGAUGCUUGGCAGAACUUGCAUUCUUGGAGCAACUUUUAAAGCAACAGUUUCCACGUUAAAAAAUAUUAGGAGUUCUUCUGCCGUGAUGUCUAGGUUUGAUUUGCCAGAACGCUUGAAAGGCAAUGAAAAAUCAGUGUGGGUGGAAUACAUUCAGCUCAGUUUAAAAUAUAAACCAUUGAACUUAGGUCAAGGAUUUCCAGAUUUCCAUGCUCCUGAGAAUGUAACAAAGGCUUUAGCUGCUGCAACUAGCAGCGAUAAUCCUCUUUUAAACCAAUAUACCAGAGGAUUUGGUCAUCCACGUUUAGUAAAUGCCAUAGCCAAAUUAUAUUCUAAGCUAUUGAAGCGUGAGUUAAAUCCAAAUAAUGAAAUUCUUGUUACUGUUGGCGCGUAUGAAGCCUUAUACGCUACGUUACAUGGCCAUACCAAUCCUGGAGAUGAAUGGAUAAUUAUUGAACCUUUUUUUGACUGUUAUGUACCUAUGAUUAAAUCUGCUGGCGGAGUUCCUAGGUUUAUUGCUUUAAAACCGAAAAGUACGAAUGGACCUAUAAGUUCAGCGGACUGGGUGUUUGAUAGAAAAGAAUUAGAAAGCCUUUUCAAUAAAAAGACCAAAGGAAUAAUUAUCAAUACUCCACAUAAUCCUAUAGGAAAAGUUUUUACACUUGAUGAAUUGGAAUUUGUGGCUAACUUAGCUAAGAAAUGGAAUACGCUCGUUGUAUCGGAUGAAGUGUACGAAUGGAUUGUUUAUGAGCCAUGCAAACACAUUAGAAUUGCAACGUUACCCGAUAUGUACGAACGUACUAUUACUAUUGGAUCUGCUGGAAAAACAUUUAGUGUCACUGGAUGGAAAAUAGGAUGGGCUUACGCUCCGGCAAAUUUACUGUACAAUCUUCAAAUUGUUCAUCAAAAUGCUGUAUAUACCUGCGCUACGCCAAUCCAGGAAGCGGUAGCAGUUGGAUUCGAGCAAGAGUUAGAAAGAUUUGGUCAACCAGAUUGCUACUUCGUGAGCUUAGCUAAGGAACUGAUACCAAAACGAGAUUAUAUGGCCAAAUUUCUUAGCGACGUAGGAAUGACCCCAACGAUCCCCGAAGGUGGAUAUUUUAUGGUAGCUGAUUGGACAGCUUUGAAAGAUAAAGUUAAAUUGGAGGAAGAGACGGACGAGAACAAAGACUAUCGGUUUACAAAAUGGAUGACGAAAAAUGUCGGAGUUCAAGGAAUUCCACCAUCCGCAUUUUAUAGUCCCGAGCACAAACAUCUGGGAGAAGAUAACGUACGAUACUGCUUUAUAAAGAAAGACGAGAAUUUGAAAAAGGCAGCCGAAAUUUUAACGAAAUGGAAAUCGCAAUAAUAUUUACGUAUAAUGGUAUUUGCCAUCAUAUCGAACGCAUUUAUAACAAAGAGGCUUAUUUUAUUAGGAAUAAUAUGUUACAUACCUUUUAAUAGUUUAAUCAUGGUUUAACGCAGCAUAUAUUUUUCAAAUCUAUAUUAUCUGUUUUCUGUACACAAAAAUAUGACAAUACCUGUUGCACGAUACAUUUUAUGUGGAGAAGUCACCGCGAAGCCACCUUUUUGCAUCUUUCGUAUCAGCUCCGAAAGUCUUACCGAAUCUGCGUGAACGGAUUGUGGAAAUAAAACAGUUUACAUUUUUUCAAAUCG
Molecule: messenger RNA, 1755 nt
Organism: Colletes gigas
Lineage: Eukaryota; Metazoa; Arthropoda; Insecta; Hymenoptera; Colletidae
Gene: Kyat
Product: kynurenine aminotransferase
Exons: 8
Coding region: 104-1447 (447 amino acids)
Biological process (GO): biosynthetic process
Cellular component (GO): cytoplasm; mitochondrion
Molecular function (GO): L-kynurenine:2-oxoglutarate transaminase activity; pyridoxal phosphate binding
Source: RefSeq, a predicted model, not a curated record